Lingula anatina is the source of this 4173-nucleotide messenger RNA. Its product is annotated as large neutral amino acids transporter small subunit 2. Gene Ontology annotation, cellular component: membrane. Lineage: Eukaryota; Metazoa; Brachiopoda; Lingulata; Lingulida; Lingulidae. The record is from RefSeq and is a predicted model, not a curated record. Gene Ontology annotation, molecular function: L-amino acid transmembrane transporter activity. Gene Ontology annotation, biological process: amino acid transmembrane transport.
UUAUGUCAGUUUAUAUAUUUUCAAUUUUAGGUAUUUUAAUGGUAAUCAAUAUAGCUAAUGUAAAAUGGGCAACAAGAGUGCAAGAUGUAUUCACUAUUGCCAAAUUGUUGGCUUUAGUUCUUAUCAUUUUAACAGGAGUAGUGGUAUUGAUUAUGGGUAAAACAGACAGUUUUGCUGAACCUUGGGAAGGGACAACCACAGAUGUGGGGGAUGUCUCCCUGGCUCUUUAUUCUGGCUUGUUUGCAUAUGCAGGCUGGAACUUCUUGAACUUUGUUACAGAAGAAAUGAUAGAACCAUUUAAAAAUCUCCCCAGAGCCAUCUAUAUUGCUAUCCCAAUAGUUUCCUUUGUGUAUGUUCUUGGUAAUGUUGGCUAUCUGGCUGUUCUCAGUCCUAAGGAAGUGCUCAACUCCAAUGCUGUAGCUGUGUCAUUUGGAGAGCGUAUAUAUGGUGUGAUGGCAUGGAUCAUGCCAGUUUCUGUGGCUCUGUCUUGUUUUGGAGGAGUAAAUGGACUGAUCUUUACCUCAGGGAGAUUGUUUUUUGUUGGAGCUCGAGAGGGGCACCUGCCAGCUUUCCUUGGAAUGAUUCACUCCAAGAGAUUCACACCAACUCCAGCCAUGUUGUUCACGGGCAUCAUGUCCCUCCUGAUGUUAAUCUCCAGUGAUGUAUUUGCACUGAUCAACUACAUGAGCUUUGUACAGUGGUUGUCAGUGGGGGCCUCCAUCACAGGCAUGGUGUACCUACGCUUUAAGGAACCAGACAGACCCAGGCCUAUCAAGUUCAACCUGAUCAUCCCCAUCAGUUUCCUGAUAGCUGUUGUCUUCCUCCUGGUGGUCCCUCUGUACGCUGCCACCAGGGACACUGGGAUAGGGGUGCUCUGUGUGGUGUCCGGGAUACCUGUCUAUAUUAUAGGAGUCUGCUGGAAGAAAAAGCCCAAGUCUGUACAGAAUUUCAUUGUGAAAAGCACAGUGCUUGGCCAAAAGAUGUUUGAUGUGGUCUUUCAAGAAGGGAAAACAGACUAACAGAUGGCAGCAGUGUAUGGGGGAUGCAAGAUGGACCACAUCAUUGUGAAUGCAGAGAUUUCAAACACAGGGUGCUUAUUUCUGAUAUCUAUUCAGAGCUAAAUGCAUUAUUUAUAUGAGAUAAUGAAUUAUAAAGCCAAAUAACUAGAUAAUGCAAAAAUAAAAUACAUAGAACUGCUAAGAGUUCAAUUAUAAAUAAUAACUAGUAAAUUCAGAUAUUUAAUGAUGUUUUGUAAAUUAAGUCAUUAUGACUUACUGUAUGUCAUUGUCAGUUUGAUCAUUUUCAUUAACUAUUAGAAUAUUCUAUAGUUUGUAGAACAAGUGUGGAGAUCUGUUGCAAUGUUACAGCACUCUUUAAAAUGAACUUUUAGCCUAAAGUAUAUGCAUUCUUAAAAUUAACUUAUAGCCUGAAACAAAAGCAUUGAUAAUUUUCUUCUUUAGUCAAAAGAUGGGGAUAAAAAUGACACAUCAUGUAGCAUUUCAAAACCAAUUUUUGAUGUAUUUCAGAAAUAUUCUGUGAAUUCUGUGUUCUAGCAAAGGAAUAUGGACCUCAUUCUAGUACAAGUGCCUUCUGUCUUUUAAGGGCUAAGUGUAUUUUUGUUUGUUUGUUUGUUUGAAAAUAUAUACACACCCUAUAUUUUGUUACAUAAAGUUUAAUAUUUAUAACAACCAAGAGUCUCACACAAAGCAUAAACAUUAAACAAGUGUUUUUAGUGAACAGUUAUAAAGAAAAUUAAAUCAAGUAUAACUCUUAGAAGGGACACAGUGAUCUUAGGAGGCACUGUGUGAGAUUAAAGCACUGAAUAAAACAAAUGUUGAUUAAAUGUUUUUCUCGGCAGCCUUGCAAAAGUUCUAGUGCUUCUCCUGGCAGGGGUGGGCAGGUGGUGGAUCAUCACUUCAUGAAACUGUAAAGGAACCUGUAUCUAUAGGGAAGUUCUAAGCAUGCAGGCCCGUAGCCAGCAAUUUUAAAAUUGGGGUUCUUUUUUCCGAAAAAAUGGACUUUGUUCCAUAAAAGCUUCAUGAACCUAGAUCAAAUGUUACCCUGAGUGGACCUUUUCCCAACAAAAGGGGCAGUUCUUUCGAACCCCCCGAACCCCUCUCGCUACGGGUCUGGCGUGGAACAUGUUCAGGAAUGGAUGGUUUGUACAAGAAAGCCAUUACAUUAGCUUAAACCAAUAAUUUUUUGCCCUAUAUUCCCUUGAACAGUUCCUUUGAUUAUGCUGCCAAAAUGUGGCCAUGGAGACAGAUAAGUCUAUAAGUGAACUAGAUAUAUAUCUUAAAAUGAGGGUGUAUAGUUUUAGAUUUAAGAUUGGAAUUCAUGGAACAGUUUGUAACCAACAUGCAAACCUUAGGGUGUAUGCAAACUUAUGGAUUCUAGAUACAUCAUUGUACAUGUGGUCAUAUAUUAUGGAAGGCUAUUUAUUUUGAAUCUGUCUUUAAAUGACGUACACUUAAUUAAAAUCAAGUUUUGCACUGCCUAGUCUUCCUUUAUCAUUGUAUGUCAACCAUUGGUUUUGAUUACUAAUGAUGUGUAUAAUAGGGAACUAUAGAAUUGAAGUGUAUGGUAAGAUUUAUCUUUAUUUCCUUAUUCAUAUUUUAAAAACGUAUCAUAUAUGUUUUGGUUGCAUUGAUUAAUGCAACUAUUUCAAGAAUCUGUUUACACUGGGUACAAUGUUGAUAUAAAUGGUCAGUUUAUAUCUCAGUGAGGAUAUGGUUUAUAUCUCAGUGAGGAUAUGGUUUAUAUCUCAAUGAGGAUAUGGUUUAUAUCUCAAUGAGGAUAUGGUUAAUAUCUCAGUAAGGAUAUGGUUAAUAUCUCAGUGAGGAUAUGGUUUAUAUCUCAGUGAGGAUAUGGUUUUUAUCCCAAUGAGGAUAUGGUUUAUAUCCCAGUGAGGAUAUGGUUUAUAUCUCAGUGAGGAUCUGGUUACAUCAUGAAAAUUAGCAUAUAUACUUUCUAAGGUGUAACUGUAUCGUAGUCAUGGUACAGUUUACUUACUAGUACAUAACUGUAUAAAUUAUAACGAAUAUAUGAUACUGUAUACUUGAUAUAGUAUCAUUACGUUAGUAAAUUUAAUUCCAGAAAUGAAACAUCUGGUAUCUAACUUCACAUCCGUUUUGAUGUGUAUAUAACUGUUAUAAACUGGUUAUGUAACUGUUUACCCAAUUAUAACCCUGUUUAUGUAUACUUUAGUUAUAAAUAUAAUAUUAUAUUUGGUUUUGUGUUUGUAUAUUUGUUAUGACCUUGUUAAAAAACUGUUUCUGUUUCAUGCAGCUUGUCACUUAGAGGAAAUUUAAUCAGCUUUAAUUAGUAAACGAACCAGGAGGGGGUAUAUAUCCUCCACCCACUUAUGGGAAUCAAGAAGAAUAUUUUAUCCUUAAUGCCCUAUAAGAGUUUUGUACCAUAAGUGAACAAAAGCAGUGUGGUUAUGUUUGGAAUUGUUUGUACAUAAUCCAAUUAAUAUAUUUAUUUCAUCAUUUUGACAUGUAUUGAUACCAUGUGGUGACUUUGUAUUUGAUAUGAAUUUAUGACAAUAUUUGGGCAUUGUUAAUUACUAGCCUUUAUUUUAUAUGUGCAGCUUUGGAUGAGUAUAUUUGUACAUGUAAGCAACGCUGCAAUUGAUUUAUUAGUGAAUCUCAAUAUUUGUAUCUCUUUGGGCAUUCUUGAAAUAAAGCUGAAUGUGCUUAUACCUAUUGCCAGAAUAACCAAUAUGAUGUAAUAUAUGAGGUCUUACUGCUGAUACUUUCUUUUGCGGAUUACAAAGAGAUGUGCUGUAAGAACAAACCAGAACCCCAUGGCAGCUAUGUGAACAAUGUCUAGCUAGGUAGGUACUGCCAGAAUGUCUCUCUGUCAAAAAUUCCAUUUUAGUGCAGUUAUUUAUAUCUUGUUCACAUGGAAGUGCACUGUUUAUAAGUUGUUUUUGUUAUGGUUUUAUCACUGUAAUUGUAUUUUAAUGAAAAUUUAACAGUAAUAUAUUGUGAAUGUGCAUAAUAUACUUACAGUUGAAGAAAUAACCUGGAAGAUCUUAUUAUAAUGAUCAUAUAGGUACUGGUUGUAUAAAUAUAUAGACUAGUGUUGUCAUGGUUGGUUUUUGUGCUUUGUUUGGUUUUAGUUAUCAUGCAUUUUUCAAAUAAAUGAAUAUUCACUGUUCUCUAUAAA